Eptesicus fuscus (big brown bat) is the source of this 3365-nucleotide messenger RNA. It is a transcript of the gene NLRP12, whose product is annotated as NLR family pyrin domain containing 12. The transcript is spliced from 10 exons. Gene Ontology annotation, biological process: negative regulation of canonical NF-kappaB signal transduction; negative regulation of inflammatory response; cellular response to cytokine stimulus. Gene Ontology annotation, molecular function: protein binding. The record is from RefSeq and is a predicted model, not a curated record. Lineage: Eukaryota; Metazoa; Chordata; Mammalia; Chiroptera; Vespertilionidae. Gene Ontology annotation, cellular component: cytoplasm. Bases 103 to 3333 code for a protein of 1076 amino acids.
UCUCCAACCCCGCGCGCCAUGGGGAGGUGGGCCCUGAGGGUAGACACAUCCUAGGCGCGGGCGUGUCCCCGUCGGGGGUCCGCCAAGGGUCACGGCGCCCCCAUGCCGGGGACCGCGGCCGGGGAUGGCCUGUGCCGCCUGUCCGCCUACCUGGAAGAACUGGAGGCCGUGGAGCUGAAGAAGUUCAAGUUGCACCUGGGGGCGGCGACGGAGGCGGGGGAGCACCGGAUCCCGCGGGGGCGCAUGGAGACGGCGGGGCCCCUGGAGAUGGCGCAGCUGCUGGUGGCGCACUGCGGGGCCCGGGAGGCCUGGCUGCUGGCCCUGCGCACCUUCGAGCGGAUCCACAGGAAGGACCUGUGGGAGAGAGGACGCAGGGAGGACCUGGUGAGGGACCCCCCGCCCGGUGGCCCGUGCUCCCUGGGGAACCAGCCCGCAUGCUCGCUGGACGUCUUUGCUGGAACGCCAAGGAAAGAUCCCCGGGAAACCUACCGGGACCACGUCCGCAGGAAGUUCCGGCUGAUGGAGGACCGCAACGCGCGCCUGGGCGAGUGCGUCAACCUCAGCCACCGCUACACGCGGCUGCUGCUGGUGAAGGAGCACCCGACCCCGCUGGGGGCGCAGCAGAAGCUGCUGGACCCGGGCCGGGCCCCCGCGAGGGCCGGGGCGCCCCCGGCCGGCCUCAUCCAGAUGGACACCCUGUUCGAGCCGGACGCCGAGCGGCCGGAGCCCCCGCGCACCGUGGUCCUGCAGGGCGCGGCGGGCAUGGGCAAGUCCAUGCUGGCGCACAAGGCGAUGCUGGACUGGGCGGACGGCCGGCUGUUCCAGGGCCGCUUCGACUACCUCUUCUACGUCAACUGCCGGGAGCUGAACCGCGGCGCCCCCGAGCGCAGCGCGCGGGACCUCCUCUCCGGCUGCUGGCCCGCGCCCGGCGCGCCCCUCGGCGAGCUGCUCCGCGCCCCCGAGCGCCUCCUCUUCAUCAUCGACGGCUUCGACGAGCUCCAGCCCUCCUUCCACGACCCUCGCGGGCCCUGGUGCCUGGGCUGGGAGGAGACGCGGCCCCCGGGGCUGCUGCUCAGCAGCCUGAUUCGCAAGAAGCUGCUGCCGGAGGCGUCCCUGCUCAUCACCACGCGGCCCAGCGCCCUGGAGAAGCUGCAGCGGCUGCUGGAGCACCCCCGGCACGUGGAGAUCCUGGGCUUCUCGGAGGCCGAGCGGAAGGAGUACUUCCACAGGUUCUUCGGGGACGCCGGGCAGGCCCGCCGCGUCUUCGGCUCCGUGCGGGACGACGAGCCCCUGUUCGCGCUCUGCUUCGUGCCGCUCGUGUGCUGGGUGGUGUGCACCUGCCUCAAGCAGCAGCUGGAGGGCGGCGGGCUCCGGCCGCAGGCCACCCGCACCACCACGGCCGUGUACCUGCUCUACCUCCUCAGCCUGCUGCGGCCCCAGCCGGGCUCCCCGACGCCGCUCCAGCGCGCGCCCCACCGGACGGGGCUGUGCUCCCUGGCGGCCGACGGCCUCUGGAGCCAGAAGAUCCUGUUCGAGGAGCGGGACCUGCGGAGGCACGGCCUGGACGGGGCGGACGUGUCCUCCUUCCUCAACAUGAACAUCUUCCAGAAGGACAUCGACUGCGAGAAGGUCUACAGCUUCAUCCACCUGAGCUUCCAGGAGUUCUUCGCCGCCGCGUACUACGCCCUGGACGGGGCGGGCCGCGCGGCCGGCCCCGAGCGCAGCCUGGCCAGGCUGCUGGCCGAGUACGGGCUGUCGGAGCGGAGCGCCUGGGCGCUCACCGUCCGCUUCCUGUUCGGGCUCCUGCACGCGGAGGCGCGGGGCUUCCUGGAGAAGGCGCUGGGCUGGGAGGUGUCGCCGCGCGUCCGGGCGGAGCUGCUGGAGUGGAUCCGGGGCAAGGCGCUGAGCGAGGGCCCCACGCUGCAGCGGGGCGCGCUGGAGCUGCUCCGCUGCCUCUACGAGAUCCAGGAGGAGGCGUUCAUCCGGCGGGCGCUGAGCCACUUCCAGGUGGUCGUGGUCGGCAACCUGGCCACCAAGAUGGAGCACGCGGUGGCCGCCUUCUGCCUCAAGCACUGCACCGACGCCCUGGUGCUGCACCUGCACAGCGCCGCCUACCGGGCGGACCAGGAGGAGGAGGAGGAGGAGGAGGAGGAGGAGGAGGAGGAGGAGGGAGAGGGGGCCUGGCGGGCGUCGGGGCCCCACACGCCACUGGCACCAUCCCCAGAGAGAAACGUCCUUCCGGCCGCCUACAGCGAGCACCUGGCCACGGCUCUGAGCACCAACCCGCAUCUGGUAGAGCUGGCUCUCUACCACAACGCCCUGGGGAGCCAGGGCGUGAGGCUGCUGUGCCAAGGGCUCAGACACCCCAACUGCAAACUUCAGAACCUGAGGCUGAAGAGGUGCCGGGUGCCCGGCUCCGCCUGCCAGGACCUGGCCGCCGCGCUGACCGCCAAUAGGAACCUGAUGAGGAUGGACCUGAGCGGCAACGCCCUGGGGCUGCCCGGCGUGAGGCUGCUGUGCGAGGGGCUGCGGCACCCCAAGUGCAGGCUGCAGAUGCUCCAGCUGCGGAAGUGCCAGCUGGAGGCCGGGGCUGGCCUGGAGGUGGCCUCGGUGCUCAGCACCAACCACCACCUGGUGGAGCUGGACCUGACCGGCAACGCGCUGGAGGACGCGGGGCUGCGGCUGCUGUGCGGGGGCCUGCGGCACCCCGUCUGCCGGCUGCAGAUCUUGUGGUUAAAGAUCUGUCGCCUCACGGCCGCAGCCUGUGAAGACCUGGCCUCCACCCUCCCCGUGAACCAGAGCCUGACGGAGCUGGACCUCAGCCUGAAUGACCUGGGGGACCCCGGGGUGCUGCUGCUGUGCGAGGGCCUCCGGCACCCCCAGUGCAAACUCCAGACCCUCCGGCUCGGCAUCUGCCGGCUCAGCUCCGCGGCCUGCGAGGGCCUGGCUGCUGUGCUCCAGAGCAACCGCCACCUCCGGGACCUGGACCUGAGUUUCAACGACCUGGGCGACCAGGGCAUGUGGUGGCUGUGCGAGGGGCUGCAGCACCCCGCCUGCCGGCUCCAGAAGCUGUGGCUGGACAGCUGCGGCCUCACGGCCAAAGCCUGCGAUGACCUCUCCGCCACCCUGGGCGUCAACCAGACGCUGACCGAGCUCUACCUGACCAACAACGCGCUGGGCAGCGCGGGCGUCCGGCGGCUGUGCAGGCGGCUGCGGCAUCCCGGCUGCAAGCUGCGGGUCCUCUGGCUGUUCGGCGUGCGCCUGAGCGCGCUCACCCACAGGGAGCUGGCGGCGCUCCGCUGGACCAAGCCUUACCUGGACCUCGGCUGCUGACCCGCCUGCCCUGCCCGGGACGGAGGCCGUCG